Molecule: messenger RNA, 3767 nt
Organism: Anthonomus grandis grandis
Lineage: Eukaryota; Metazoa; Arthropoda; Insecta; Coleoptera; Curculionidae
Gene: chn
Product: protein charlatan
Exons: 4
Coding region: 391-3354 (987 amino acids)
Biological process (GO): regulation of transcription by RNA polymerase II
Cellular component (GO): nucleus
Molecular function (GO): RNA polymerase II transcription regulatory region sequence-specific DNA binding; DNA-binding transcription factor activity, RNA polymerase II-specific
Source: RefSeq, a predicted model, not a curated record
GUCGCGGGCAACGGGUGCCGCAGUAUUGGGUGGGUCAGACAACGCAACGAUCCUGUACAGGGCCACAAGGCCCUGCAUGCACCCCCAAACGCACCCUUCACGCAUAAAAUUUAAUUGAUUUUUUCCUAAUUAAGUGGAUAAGACAAAUAUACACUACACAGCGGUGUUUAAAGUGCCUAUCUAAUAUCUCUGAAUUGUAAAUAACUCGAAUAAGUUCGUGACUAAUUAUUAGUAUUACAACAAUUGAGAGCGUCCUUUCUUUCUUGGAAUGCUGGUAAGAAGGCGGAAUGUAGCUGUCAUUUUAGCCUCUGGAGCUCUAGGAGCGUAAUUUAAAACCAUGUGUGCUGAUUUCGCUAGAUUAAAGCCCUAUAGCUAAACGCUAUAACUAAUAUGGAAGUUGCAAUGCCAAUGGCCGGCAGCGCCAUAGACUGUUACGAAGAUAUGUUUAAAGAAAUUACUAGAAAGUUGUAUGGCGAAGAGACCUUGCCGGAUUUAUCUACUACAGAGAGAAUACCUUCAACUGGUACUGAUCGAGGUCUAACUCCCAUUGAUUAUGAAGUUGAUCCUCCUAUGCUUAAACCAGAAGAACACUUAACUGCUUUUGGACUUGCUGCUUUAAUGCAAAAUGGUUUUCCUGCAACAGGUAUUUUGAAUUCCACGUUUCCCACUCAUAAGUCUACUAUGAGCCUAGCCCUGGCAAAUGCUCCGCAGGAAGAAGAUAAGUGGAUUAGUAGUGAAGAGUCUCUUCAGUGGACCCAAUCCAAAGUUGCAACAUAUAACCCGUCUCAAAAACUUUUUAGAUGUGCAGACUGUGAGUCCGUAGGUUAUCUAAAUAGAGUGGCUGAGCAUUGGCUUGGCACUCAUUCUAAUUUAAGAGCUUUUCACUGCCCUCAGUGCUCAUAUGAAAGUGCAUGGGCAAGAUGCGUUAGAAUACAUCUAGGAAGACAACAUAACAUAAACAUCGACGAAUCUUGUGAUGCAUUGACCAAAGAUAACCCUGUGCUGCAGGAUAUUGUUAAGUUUCUUCAUAGGCUAAAAUCAAAAAUUGAUAACAGCAGCGGGUCAACUAAGGCGAGUUCUGCGCCUGGAAGCAACCAAACAGUAACAAGUGACGAAUUUCAAAAUAUGGCGGGAUCCAGUACAAGUCAAGGUAACUUAAGUCAGCCAAGUACUAGUGCAAUAUCAGGAAAUUCUUCAGAUGGUUCCAGUGCUACUAGUAAGCGAUACAGCUGCACCUAUUGUCCCUAUGCGACUGAUCGCAGGGAUUUAUUUACGAGACAUGAAAAUAUUCAUAGAGAAGAAAAACCAUUUCAGUGUUAUGUUUGUCAAAAACAGUUUAAUAGAGCUGAUCACGUAAAAAAACAUUUUUUAAGAAUGCAUCGAGAUCAUCCUUAUGAUCUUAAUAGAAUUAGGCGACAUCCACCUAAGAAUGCUUCAGGCAUGAGCUAUUAUCAAAAAUAUAACUCAAACUCUACUGUAGUAUCUGCACAACAGGAGGCAAUCAAUACUUUAUCUACUAUAAGCACCCUAGGUAUUUCUGGUUUUAGCGGUAUUCCGCGAACCCCCACAGUACCUGCUAUUAAGCCUCCAGAGGUAAAGACAAUACCAAUCGCAGGGAAACCAGCAACUGUAACUUCUAAAUCCGGCAAAAAAAAGGGAGAAAAACGAUUUAGCUGUUGCUAUUGUUCAUGGUCGGGAGUUGAUAACUGGUGUCUAAAGAGACAUAUGAACACUCAUUUAAAACCAUUUAUUUGUGUUCUUUGUGACUAUAAAGCUGCAAGAUCUGAAAGGCUCGCCACACACGUCCUAAAGGUCCAUAAUAAAAGAGCAUGUGGAAAAUGUAACUUCUUAGCUGAUGAUUUAGCACAAAUGACAGCACACCAACAGGAGCAACAUCCACUGGAGUCAAGAAAUAGAGCUCUAACGGGCAUGCCUUCUGGUUCGGUAACAUCGAGCAUACCUACCAACACAAGUAAUAUACUCCGGGCUAAUGGUUUUAACAGGGGUUCAUCUCCACCAUCAGCUACCAUAACAUCUAGCUCUGCUGCUAGUAAUUCUAGUAGUAGUAGCGGUACAUCCAUAAACAAUACGCAACCUCAAAGCAUUCUGAAGUCUACAGAUCUGACCACUGCGGCCGCUCAAAUUCUUCAUCACAACCGUUUUCUCCAGACUGAGGUUAAAUCUUGGAAAAGUCCACUUCCAAAGCAACAUGGAGCAGCGCGACUCUUUAGUUAUAUGGAAGCCAGUGAUGGUUCUGAUCAAGAAUCUGAAGCUCAAGCAAGAAGCAAUACAACACCUGCAAAUAUGACAACUAGGGUCAACCUAACUCACCGUAUCCAAUCGGAUUUUCUUGAGGCGGGAGGUGUGGAUCAAAGUCAACAAGAAGCAGAAGAACAAAUAGUUAGUGAAGAAACGGAGCUCCCUUUGUUCGUCUGCCAGUCGUGUGGUUGUGAAUUUGAAGAUGAUCUCUCGUUAGAGACACAUCAAAUUACUCAUCGUCACGUCGCCACAUCUCCCGUGAAAAGUGAAGAUAUCAAGGAAAAUGUAGAUCCCUAUAGAAAAUAUUCUUGUAAGCUUUGCGACGCCUCAUUUGAAAGUCAAAAUAGUAUUAUUGCACAUAUGGCAGUACAUACUAAUUUAGCAACGAAACCUGUGGUUCUGCCAACCCCUAUAAGCUACUCUAAGAGAAGUAGAAAGCAAAGCAAGCCUAAGAAGGUAGUAGUGCCCUACUGGGAAUCUGAUGAAGUAGAGGUCCUAAGACAUCUUAGUGGUAAGCUACGAAAGUGGAAGGGGUAUCUCUCAACUGAAAAUUCUGGUGGAAUAAGUAAACUUGUAGAUAAAUAUAUGGCACAAUUAGUAACCCGCAGAGGUUUGACAUGUAAGAUUUGCCGAAAUGCUGGUAUAAGUCGAUACCAUACGAAAGCUUCUUUAACAUUGCAUCAUUAUUGGAAGCAUUCUAGAAGAAGAUUUCCUUGUGAACAUUGUAAUAUGACAUUUAAGCAUCGAUAUCAAACUAUUUUACAUUCAAGUAGGGUUCAUACUGAGCAACCAGUAACUCCACAAGUAUUACCCCCGCCAGUACCUCCACACUCUAAUAAAAUUAAUGUAAUAAGUAACCUUACCGUUCAAUUGCCACAAAUUAAAGAGCCUACACAUAUUUCUUUAGAAAAUGUCUCUGCCACGGAUUUAAACUCUUUUACCAAUUUUUUUAAUAGUUCACAUAAUAUUGCUGUACCUGAUGCUAUGUCAAACGCCCACAAACUUGGGAUGUCAUUUUUUGACCAUUCUUUUAUUCAAAAUAAUGUUGUUAAUAAUCAUAUGCCCAUUAUUAUUCCAGGUUUCCAACCGAAUUAAGUGCUGACAAUGUUGAGAGAGAUAGAGAGAUUCAAUAUUUUUUCACUAUCAGCCUUAUAUUUAUUUUUGUGCAUAAUUUUUGAAAAUUGUUUAAGGCAGGGUAUUUUAAUUAUUUUUAAUAUUUAUUUAGGUAGAUAGAAUUAAAUAGGUAGAUGAGGAACAAAAUACCUAAACAAGUCACCAUUUUUCUUCUCUAAAAACGUUCUUUGAAUAUUUUAUUGUUAAUCUACGUCAGAAGCUCUUCAAUUUAGACAUUUCGUAAUACAUAGUAUGUUUUUUUGGAGUACUGAAUAAAAUAAUUGAUCAAAAAGUGACCUUUCAAAUAAAGUUGAAUGAAGAUAAAGCUCUUUUAAAUUAUUAGUAUUACCGAAUAUUUAAAAUAUAUUUUAUUAUUGUAGCAUACUAAAAACAUA